This is a messenger RNA of Cydia pomonella (codling moth), 2415 nucleotides long. Its product is annotated as facilitated trehalose transporter Tret1-like. Lineage: Eukaryota; Metazoa; Arthropoda; Insecta; Lepidoptera; Tortricidae. Gene Ontology annotation, molecular function: transmembrane transporter activity. Gene Ontology annotation, cellular component: membrane. The record is from RefSeq and is a predicted model, not a curated record. Gene Ontology annotation, biological process: transmembrane transport. The transcript is spliced from 11 exons. Bases 307 to 1725 code for a protein of 472 amino acids.
ACCUUCGAAUGUCUUAUAAGCAAUACAGGCUUAAACAGCAAUUAAGUUUUUAUAACAAACAAAUCAAAACAAAAAAAUGUGAAGGGAACAAUCCUAGGACAAGAGACAAAGCAAAUGUGCUACCACAAAUUAACAGCUAUGGCAGAGAGUGCACGCGUCUAAGUACGUUAACAAUUUUAAAAAAAACCGUUCGAAAACCAAUAAACAUUUACAUUAAUAAUUUAAAAAAGGCCGGUCGAAAACUAAUAAAUAUUGUGAUUUAGAGUUGUGAAUUAUUUUAAUUGUGAAUUUUAUGAAUAGCAAGUGAUGUUUGAUACGUUCAAAGCGCAAUUUAGAUUAAAAUGGCGUCAAUAUUUAGCAGCAUCGUUAGCAAGCUACGGCAGCCUAUGCACGGGGAUGUCCAUGGGCUGGACGUCCCCCGUGAUGCCUCUCCUCAGCGGACCAGACAGUCCCUUGACAGAAGCACCUUCUCACCAGGAAGAGUCCUGGAUCGGUUCACUCCUGGUGCUGGGCGGUCUGUUCGGUCCCCUCAUCACGGUGCCCCUGUCAAAGCACGUCGGUCGCCGCUGGAUCAUCAUCGCCACUAACCUACCGCUGCUACUUGGUUGGUUAUUAGCUGGUGUAGCUACAACGUUACCAACGUUGUAUGUCGCAAGACUUAUGUGGGGCUGCGCUACGGGAAUGAUGUUCGCCACUAUUCCGCUCUAUAUUGGUGAGAUUGCUGAGGACGCAAAUCGCGGCGCCCUCAGUGCGCUUUUCCUCCUCUUCAUCAACGUUGGCUUCCUCUUAGCGUACGCCAUUGGUCCGUUCACAUCCUACUGGGGCCUCACCGCUGCUGGGGGGAUCUUGUCUCUGUUUUAUGUGCCUUUUACCUGGUUCAUACCUGAGACGCCGUUUUAUCUGGUGUGGAAAGGCCACACAGAAGAAGCCUCAAAGGUGCUCCAAAGCUUACGAGGAACAUCAAAGGAUGCAGUACAAGCAGAGUUGGAUGGACUGCAAGCCAUGGUGGCUCGGGAGUUCAAGGAAGAACCCAGGAUCAAGGACUUAUGGGCUACCAGGGGCAACGUUAAGGCAUUAGGUAUCUGCGUAUUCCUAGCCAUGUUGCUGCAGCUGUCCGGGAUCGACGUUUUGCUGUUCUACAUGGAGGAGCUGCUGAAGAAAGUCGGGACCAAGAUGUCGGCCGCCAACGGGACCAUUCUCAUGGGCUGUGUCCAGGUCAUAACAAGCUGCGUCACUCCACUGGUAGUGGACAGGCUCGGAAGGAAGUUUCUGAUGUGGACCACUUCGCUCGGACUUACCAUUUUCUUAUUCCUGAUCGGAGUGUACGCAGUCCUAGACUUACACUUCAAGGUAGACGUUAGCUCAUUCGCCGCGGCGCCGCUCGUCUGCCUCGUGUUCUACAUGAUUCUAUUCACGCUGGGUGUUGGUCCAGUGCCCUGGAUCCUUGUAGCGGAGAUGUUCCCGGUGCGAACCAAGUGCCUUGCCAGCGGCAUAGCUUCCUUCAUGUGCUGGCUCGCUGGAUUUGUGUGGACCAGGUUCUUCCGCGAAGUAGAAGCAUCGUACGGCAUCUACACGGCGUUCUGGAUCCUGGCCGUGUGCUGCGGGUUCGGGUUCAUAUUCUCCGCGGCCUUUCUGCCAGAGACCAAGGGCAAGACCUUCGAUGAAAUACAGGCGAUGCUUAACAAAUCUAACAAGGAAGAAGAGCCCAAACCAGUUAACGUCUAGAAACGAGUAGAAUUAUAGGAACAUUUUCUAUUUGUAUUGAUUUGACCUUGUUCUAUCCAAAACAAGCUAGCUAUAAAAUAAUUCUUUGGAAGAAUGCAGGUAUGACGAGCUACGCCAUAAAAAAUAAAAAAAUGAUUUGGCGAUACAACUCACGACUAAUUUAAGUUCUUGAAGUUAGAGUUAAUUAGGAAUGCCCUUAUGUAAAAUAAGUCACUAAGUUAGGAAAAUCAUACAUAAACGUACAAGUGUUUGACAGCCGAAGUCCAAUAGUUGAAAAUCUGAUUGUCACCUUUAUUUCUUUCUAUGUAUUAAAAUAACCGGAUAAGUGCGAGCCUGACUCGCCAACCGAGGGUUCCGUACUUUUUAGGAUUUGUUUUUAUAGCGGCAACAGAAUUAUAUCAUCUGUGAAAAUUUAAACUGUCUAUCACGGUUUAUUAGAUAUAGCUUGGUGAUAGACGGACAGACAGACAGACAGACAGGCGGACGGACAGUGGAGUCUUAAUAAUAGGGCCCCGUUUUACGCUUUGUGUACGGAACCCUAAAAAAAUGGUAGCAACUAUUGCGCCAGUGCCGAUCACUCAAGCAUUAAUGUUUUAGAAUUAGGUAUAAGAAAACGUUGUUUUACACUAAGUUAAAAUAAACUUCACAAAACUGUUAUAUUACUUUAAUAAAAACACUUCUUUAUAAUAA